AUGGAACAUUUAUCCAGAAGACAGGAAUCCCUAGUUUCUCAAAUAGAAUCAUCAAGCCCACCUUUUUCUUUUCUAAUGAAAAAUAUUGCAUUCUCCUGCAGGAGUGAGAAAGAAAUUUUUGAAUUGCUAUCUCUGAGAUAUGAGGAUGAAAAAGAAAUAUCAGUCAGGAUGGUUUAUCAAGGCAGAUUCACAGGUAACGCAGUAAUCCAAACUGAACGUAAAGAAAUUGCAAAAGAAAUAGUUUACGCCGAUGGAGGCUCUAUCAGAAAUAGGCAGGUAUGGCUGGAACUAGGACGCACAGAAAACCGAGACAGCUAUAGGGAUAGAGGACAAGGAAGAGGGAUUUCAAGACAGAAUUUUAAUGAAUAGAUAGGAUUAAAUUAGAUAAAAUUUUAGUGAGACGCGGAGGAUUAUUUCAGCCUCUAACCUUCUUAACUGGCUUUGAGCUAAGGUUGCCCUAAAGUACCGGCAGUCAUAUGUAGCCCCCUUUUCCUGUCAAUACCUCUCGGGAAGACUCACCCGACCAUAAUUGGAUAUUGCCUCCGUGACCAAGGACUUUCUAAGUCUCUGAUAGUGCUCAGAGUAUAAGUUUAUCGCCCAAAGCCUUAUUUUAGGACUACCAUGCCUAUAGGCAAAUUUUGCUUCCCUAGAAGCAUGAACUGGCACUACUACUUCGGUUUCUCGUCUGUGGGCCGAGGAAAAAAGCCUGUCAUAAGUCUUGACUAGGCAAACCUGCCCCAGACUCCCUCAAACGAUGGAAUCGAUUUAAUUGGAGCCAGGAUCAACUCGCCGGCUACCUUGGACCUAUAAUUAACUCGCCAUCUGUUUAAACGUGAAUUUUAAUGAAGAAUAUGAAGAGCAACCUAAUUACCAAAGUAGAAGAGGUAGCGGAAGGCCAAUGAGAGGAAUUGGGCACUUCAUUGAUUUAAAGCAAAUUCCUUAUGAGUUCCCUAAAUCUGACCCCAUGCUUGACUCAACAAUUCUAUAUAAUACUUUCAAAAACAAUUUUAGUAUUUUAUAUAAUAUUAAAAGAGAUUAUGCAUGCUUACGAUGAAUAGCCCUUUAAGGAGCAUAUUUACAUUAGCCAAAUUUAGAUUAAAUUAGCCAAAUUUUUUUAAGCCAACUGACGUAUAAUUAAUGAAAAGUAAUCAUUAUGGGAAUUAAUGAAAAAUAAUCAUUAGUGGGUCAUUCUCCUUAAACUUAUAUAGUUAAUAUUUAUAAUAAUUCAUGGAAAUAGAAUGCAAAAAGUAAGCUCUAAUAUUUGCAUUGUGCACGAAAGCAAUAAAUUGUAUAUCUUAUUAUAUAUAUAUAAACUAUUUUAUGAAAUUUUUUAUCUAUACUUGAUCACAGUGUCCCUGCUCUUUCAAGGAUGAUGAUGAAGUGAGGAACAAAAGGGAAAUAAGGAAGAGAAAAAAGAAAACACAAAAAUUGAGAUACCAAAGCAACCUGAGAGGAAAUUACCAGAAGCAAAGCCAAAGGAAAUAAGGAGCCCAGAAGCAAAACUAGAAAAUUAUAGCGUGGAAACUUUUAUUGUCAAAGUAAAUGGUGAUCCAGAUGAAGCAGCUAAUUUUCUGUUAAACAAUAAAAAGAAAAUGGAACAAGCUGAAAUGGUUGAACACUUUGUAGCAGCGUUUAAAAAGUCCUCAAAAGAUAUAGCCCAGCAAGCAUUUGACCUGCUGAUCGCAUUUAACAUCAGCAACGUUAAAGCCUAUAUCUCAAUUAACCUCAUAAAAUCCCUCUCAAAUAUCAGAUUUUCUAAAGAAAAUUUCUCAAACCUUCUCAGGGACAACUGGAAACUUGUAGAUCCUCAAUCUUUAAUCCAUCUUACCCGAGCAAAAUUUAUCGAUAUCCCUAUCGAAGAGGCAGCGAGCCAUUUAUUUUCUAUAUGAAACACAAAUGAAUACGAAAAGGCGGUAAAAAUGGCUGAUGAUUUUGAGCUGUCUUCAGUCCUUGAGAACAAAUUUUCUGCCAUUUCAAAGCUUUUAGCCAACGAUUUGGUCGACUUAGUUUUUUGCUUGGUAGGUACAGAUUUAAGGCUCGCUAAAAAAGCAAUUAAAAUGAUGAGCAACAAGAAACACUCCAAAGAAGCAGCAAAGCUUGUAGAUAAGCUGGAUAUAGAUAUAAGUGAAUUUCCUGAAAUGAUGAGCGUUCUAAAAGGAAAUUCUAUGAAUUAUCUUAUGUACAUUGAAGGAAUUGGGUGGUAUAGGCUAGCUGAUAUGGUGUCUGAUGAUAUUGAAUCAAUAGGGAUUAUGAUAAAAAGUUUCUAUGAUAAGUAUGCAAGGAAAAGGCAAGACUACUUUGGGGCGGUUGCCGCAAAUUUAUAUAAUAUGUACCCUCAAGUUGUGAGCCAGCUGAAUUCCUCUAUAAUUCAAGAGUUAGAAAAAAUCCCAUACAGGCCAUACAAUUUCCCUGAUAUAUAUGGGCCUCUUAACAACUUCAGCAUAAAAUCAUCUUUGCCUAUGGAAAGAGUCCUUUUUAUAGAUACUGAGGCAAAGCUUUCCCAAAUGGUUUGAACUGGAAGCAUCGUCGGCUUGGACAGUGAAUGGAAGCCUGCAAGAGUAAAAUUUGACAAGCCAAAGAUCGCUUUAUUUCAAAUCGGUUUUGAAGACGUUGUUUAUCUAGUAGACAUGAUCAAGUUAAAUAGAAGCCCACUACUAAACAAUAUGCUAGCUGAGCUAUUUUCUAAUGAAACCAUUGUAAAGUUAGGAAUAAAUUUUGUAGGUGACAAAGGACAUUUUAAAAAGGACUAUCCUCAUAUGACAUGCUUUGACAUUGAAUUCAAAAAUUUUGUAGAUUUAUUGGAACAGUAUAAAGACUUGUUCAAAGAAAACUCUGGAGGACUUGCAGGGUUAUGUGAAGUUAUUUUAGGGAAGCAUUUGUGCAAAGGGGAGCAGAUUUCUAAUUGGGAGAGAAGGCCACUUAGAUUAUCACAAAUACACUAUGCGUCGUUAGAUGCAUUUGUUUUGAUAAGUUUGCAUAAUGAAAUGAAUUUGCGUGGAGUCAUUACAUUACAUUACAUUAGAAUUUAUAUCGCUUAACGUCCACUACGGGGUUACAACUCCAGGUUUAUCACUCGCCUUUCGUCGCAUCGGGCCCACCAGUCUGCUGGAGACAAACUUGCUUCGAUCACCAAGUGCUUCUAGGGCAAAUGUCCACGUCUUCGACGGCUCAUGGAUGAGCUACUUGCUUGUACAUGGGUUGCUUUUCCGAAAAACCCAAAAAAUGGAUUUUUCUGGUCGGCUAUCGGCAAAAAGGAAAAAUGCAAAGCCUGGGACGUAACGCCCAGUUUCACGCUAGGGAGUUGCCCGAAUGGUCCAGAGGACUUUGCUGGGCUUCCCCUUUCCAACCCUGCACCCUCCUUCCCCACGAGGAAAAAUCCACCCCUGAGAAUAGACUAGGGCUAGGCUCUGAAAGCUACCAGAAUUGCUUACCUAGCAUUGCUGUCCAUCUCUGAAAUGGUAAAACCUUGCCGGAUAUAAUUAAAAUAUGAGUCGAGGCUGCAUGGCCGGGAGGCCAUGCCCAGACGAAGACGCCAUAUUUUAAUUAUGAAUUUGCGUGGAGUCAGUGCGAAAAAAUUCGAAAAAGUUGGCAAAGGAUGUGAUAAUUGUGGGAGCAAGCUGCAUGAAAAGAGAUCUUGUAGAAGGGGGCCAAAAUGCCAAAUUUGUCAGACGCUUGGGCAUCUGGCAAGACAAUGUCCUUACCAACAGAUAUAUAAUUAG
Molecule: messenger RNA, 3719 nt
Organism: Blepharisma stoltei
Lineage: Eukaryota; Ciliophora; Heterotrichea; Heterotrichida; Blepharismidae
Source: the annotation of a GenBank genome assembly